This is a messenger RNA of Talaromyces atroroseus, 411 nucleotides long. RefSeq lists its product as hypothetical. Lineage: Eukaryota; Fungi; Ascomycota; Eurotiomycetes; Eurotiales; Trichocomaceae. The transcript has 3 exons. Bases 1 to 411 code for a protein of 136 amino acids. The record is from RefSeq and is a predicted model, not a curated record.
AUGUCCAAGUCCCGUCUCCCACUCUACCUCGGACUCGGCGCUGCUGGCGUCGGCGGCUACUAUCUAUACCAGUCCGGCGGAAAUGUCGACAGCGCCAAGGCGAGGGCAAAAGCCGACGCAGCCAAAGCACGCAACAAACUAGACACCACCACCAGCAGCACCACUAGCAGCGAAGAACUCGGAGAACGAGCGGGUGCUAAAAUUGACGAAAUUUUGGAUACAACAUCCUCCAAAGCCAGACAAACAAACGAACGCGUCGGCGACGGCGCAAAGGAGAGUCUUGAUCGGGUUGAUCGUCUCCGCCAGGACACGGCGCGCAGUGUGGGUGCCAAGGUGGAUAAUUGGGAUCGGAAAGUGGAAGAGAAGGCGUCGGAGGCGAAGAAGAGUGUUGGAGGGUGGUUUGGGAAGUGA